This is a messenger RNA of Oncorhynchus keta (chum salmon), 3321 nucleotides long. Its product is annotated as receptor-interacting serine/threonine-protein kinase 2-like. The transcript has 12 exons. Gene Ontology annotation, biological process: regulation of apoptotic process; protein phosphorylation. Bases 347 to 1990 code for a protein of 547 amino acids. The record is from RefSeq and is a predicted model, not a curated record. Lineage: Eukaryota; Metazoa; Chordata; Actinopteri; Salmoniformes; Salmonidae. Gene Ontology annotation, molecular function: ATP binding; JUN kinase kinase kinase activity.
GGGUUGAAAUCACGUGGGAACUACGUUGGUUCAACCCGUUUUUGACCCGUGGGUAGUUGAAUCAGGAGUUGUUCAAGCCAAGUUAUGUCGCUGCCUUUAUCUGUUGUUACGCCAUUGCCAAAAAAAUGACUUCAUCCCUCAUUUUAUAGCCUACUGUGGCUAGCCAGGAGAUUUCCGUGAACAAAGCAGCCAAUCGUGUCGAUGUACAUACACUGUCUUCAGAGCACACGCGGCAACUCGAUGCUUCCUGUUCAAUUUGUCAGUGUAGUGAAAGACAAAUACGUUAAUCCAUGGCAGAGCAACAAGCACUAUUAUAGAGUCGACUGGUUUCUGUUCCUACUAUCAGAUGGCGGUGGAAACUGUUCAUCAAGAGGAUGUGCUAAAUGUGAUAUUGUGCCGAACCAGCGCAGGCGGGUGUCUUCAGGGUACUUACAAGAGAACAGAGCUACAGGUGUCUAUCAAGGUCCUCUCGUCUCGCACUGCAGGUGGAAGAUCAUUCACCGCUUUGUGGAAGUUACCUGUGGUGCUGAUGUUUAGGCCGAGUAAGUGGACUGAGUGGAUGAGAGAUGUGGCUGUGGUCAGACAAGUCCAUUCAGAGCGGGUUUUGGUUCCUCUGGGUGUGUACGAGGCCUGGUGUCUGAUGGGCCUGCUCUAUGACUGGAUGCCUGAGGGCUCUCUACACUCUCUACUAUACCAGACCCAGCUGUAUCCAGGUCUACCCAUGAGUUUCAGGCUAGGCAUCCUAUUAGAUGUGGCAGAGGGGUUGUGCCACCUCCACUGCAUACCAGUCCCCCACCAGGCCCUGAAACCCACCAAUGUUCUCCUGGACCAGCAGUACCGGGCCAAGGUGAGUGACUGGGGCCUGCCCAGGGAGUGGAGGGUUGGCUACUCUCUCUCUGCUGGAGGGGGGCCCUGCUUCAGGGACUUGGUGUACCUGUCUCCUGAGGCCCUGACUGGCACCACACCCACUGUGGAGGCAGACAUGUACAGCUUUGGUGUGCUGCUGUGGGAGACUUUGAACAGAAGACAACCAUGUGAAGAUUUGCUCCAGCUGCUUUCAGGUGAUGAUGGGAUUGGUUCAGGCCUGAAGGAUGUGCUGCUACCCAAGCAUGUACCCCACUGCCAUACCCUCUCUCAGCUGAUGACCAACUGCUGGAGCACUAACCCACACAGCCGUCCAACAGCAGAGGACUGUGCACUGGAACUGAGGAGCGUCAUAGCAACCUUUGAUCCCGAUGCCAUGACAAGGGCUACCCUCAGGGUGAGGGAAAGCAAGGAGAGGGCGCUACAUGACUCUAAAAUACAUCCUGUGGAGGACAUUCCCAUUGAGAUAAACAACCUAGAAGCCUGCGCUGGUUCCGGAGACACUAAAUGUGUGGGCAACAAGACACUGCCCUUUCCACAGACUUCCUGUCCUAGUGAAACGCUCCCUAAUCCCACUACAGCCAUAUAUACAGGGGAAGCACCCCAGAGGAAGCACUGUCAGGACUGUGUGUCUGGCUCUGUGGUGUCUUCCACCAGUCCCAGAUGUCCCAGCAGUGGACCGGGUCCUGAGCAUUUCAGAGGGACAGGAGGCGUCUCCCAGGGACAGAGACUCAGCCCACCACCCCCACUCUCCUCCAGUCCCUCCAAAGCCCUCAGACAGAGCCCUCUCAACCAGCCCACUGCCAGCUCCCAUGCUGCACGGUGUGUGUCUGCGACUCCAGUGGCGGUGAGCUAUUGUCGUAUGCUGCGCGAGAGACGUGAAGGCAUCAUUCGAGGCAUGACGGAGGGACGACUCAACAACCUGCUGGAUGUGCUCAUCUCACGGCGAGCCCUUCCCCCGGAGGCCUUUGAGGUCAUCUCUGCCUCUCUGACACUGACCUCUCGCACACGCUCCCUACUGGACACCUGUGCCUGUCAGGGGGAACAUGCAGCUUCCCUGGUAGCUACCACCCUCGGUCUGAUGUCCAUUGCCACCAAUUGUGGCCCUCCACAGAUGCCUCACUGAAGGUGGAUGGAUGGUUAUUAGAAUGGGGGGUUGUGUAGUGAAGGGCCCCUAACCAAAUGUAUCUGUUCACGGUUUAUCAUGUCAUACUGUAUCUCAGAGUGUGUCAAUUGAGACUGGAGCCUUGGAAUGAAGAGCUGAGGAACCCUAACCAAAUCUAUUCUAUACUCACUCAGGUCUAAUACAGACCACGGUCAGUCAGAGUGAAUAUCAAUUGGAGAACCUGAGAUUCGUAAUUUCAUCAGAACAGCUGCAAUGACUCAUCUAUAUCCAUAGAGAUCCAUGUUGGGGACACACCUGUCCAUGCCUUUGAUAAGUCUGAGUAUUCAAUCAGAGUGGUGCUACCUCUGAAGUUGAUGUCAAUCAAACGUUUGAUUAGAGGAAGCUUCUGUGACAGUCAAAUGAUAGAAACAAUCAUGUUGGAGAGAAACCAAUGAAAGUGAAUAGCUGUGUGGAUGAUUAAUCUGCUUUGAUCAUGUUUAUGACCCAUCACUAGUGAUAAUGAGUGUUAACUAUGUGUUGAGGGACUACUGAGCUAGCACACAAAACACAGUUUGUUCUAUAUUAUAUGCUACAUUUUCUGUGUUGUGUUGUGACUUUUGACCCUCUCUCUGCUUUGUGGGUAAUUGUGUGGUGCCACAAUGUUGCUCGUCUUUUGACCGCCUGUUUGUAAAGUACAUAUUGUACGAAACUAUAUGUUCAAAAUAGUUUGGAUUGUCCUGUUCAGCACUUUCUGACUUGAUAUCUUGAAACAAUUUGUUGGUUUAUCAGAUAAAAUAACGGAAUUUGAGUCUCAUUUUAUGCCACUUUUGUUGGUUAUUUGUGUUUGUAAACCUGUUAAAUCCUUGAACCUAUAGGUCAUUAUCACAUUCCCCUCAGGGUACCCUUUGAUUUUGUUGCCCAUCUCGCGCAACACGCCAUUUAACAGUACAUGUCUAAUUGCAUGUCUGGUGUUCACACUGCACCACCGGCUUCACACAGUACCAAUUGUCACACAAGUAGAGUCUAAAGACGUUUAUGUACUAAAAGGGUAAAAAAGGGGUCUUGUCAAAUGAGAGGCCCAGUGAAGUAUUGGCCAUAGUGUACAGAUUUAUUUGUUGUUGGUCUGUUUAACAUCAUGCUGAGAACAGAAGACAGUACUUUCCCCAAGCACUGUCUGUGUGAAUAGCCUAAUGAUUGGAAUAUUUGGAGUUGUAUAAUAAAGUAAAUUAAUAUAUAACGACAUGAUUAGAUCAAGACUCCUCCUUGACACUCAGGCAGCUCUUUUCUUGUUGGUUUUUUAGUUCAUGCAAUCAGAAACAAAGGCAGAUGUUUAAUAAAGGCUGUAAUUUUCA